AGUCAGUCAAAUUAUCUAACACCUUAAAGUGGAUUAUUCUUCACAACAAGUAGCAGUUUUCAGUCAUAACACUAUCUAGUUAUGGGUAUUAUUCGUUUGCCAUCCAUUAUUUCAAGUGUGAAGCAAUUCCACAAACUACACUCUGUUCUUAUGAGGAAUCAAAUUUCAAAUAAUGUACCAAAAGGACAUUUUGCGGUUUACGUAGGAGAAACAGACAACAAGAAGCGAUACGUGGUUCCAAUUGCAUACUUGAAUCAAAUUUCGUUCCAGGAAUUGCUUCAGAAAGCAGAGGAAGAAUUUGGGUUUCAACAUUCAAUGGGGGGUCUCACAAUACCUUGCAAUGAGGAUGCAUUUUUUCAUGUCACUUCUCGAUUGAACACUUGUUUAUGAUAUGAACAAGUGUUCUUUCUUUUAUUUUGAUUAUUUUUUUCCUCUUGUCACGCAAGAGCUGUAAAUUUUAUAUCUUCAAAGUUUCCUCUGGUUAAUAUUGUUCAGAGGAUUGGAAAGCAAAAUAUACAAUCAAUUUUUUUAACAUUCUUCAUUGUCCUCAAACCUUAAACCUCAAUAAA
Molecule: messenger RNA, 569 nt
Organism: Solanum tuberosum (potato)
Lineage: Eukaryota; Viridiplantae; Streptophyta; Magnoliopsida; Solanales; Solanaceae
Product: auxin-responsive protein SAUR21-like
Exons: 1
Coding region: 82-390 (102 amino acids)
Biological process (GO): response to auxin
Source: RefSeq, a predicted model, not a curated record